AGAGCGUUUAGAAGAAAUACAGAAGCGGGUAGGCAGGACACACCACUCCACAGCCUGCAGGGGAGCAGGUCCCGCCGGGGCCGCGCUCCCCGCAGGCCGCGCCGGGGCUGCCGUCACCCCGCCGGGCUCCUCCUCCCCCGUCGCGGCCCGGGCUCCUCCCUCGCCGCGGCUGCGCGCCGGGAGCGGUGCGGGGCCGAGGGGCCGAGCGGGGUCGAUGCUGCGCGGGGCCGCGCUGCUCCCCCGCGCCCUGGGCGGCGGCGGCUGCUGCUGCUGCGCGGCCCGCGGCUGGGCGGGUGGCGGCUCCCGCCCGCGGGCCGCGCCUGGGCUGCCGCCGGGCCGCGCCUGGGACCGGCCCGCGGCAGUGGCGGCGGUGCCGCCGGGCGCCCGCGGGCUGCGCUGGGCCGGGAAAUUUUAUCAACAUGCCCCCACUGAGACCUCCCAAGCCACCCUAGCCAGCGUGUCUCCUGUUUUUGCCGUGAUGAAGUUUGACAAAGAGGGAAAUACUACCUAUUUUGAAAAGAAGAAAACAGAAUUGUACCAGGAGCUGGGUCUUCAAGCUCGAGAUCUAAGAUUUCAACAUGUGAUGAGCAUUGCAACCAGGAACAACAGGAUCAUCAUGAGAAUGGAGUUCUUGAAGGCUGUCAUAACACCAGAGUUUCUUCUGAUACUAGAUUAUCGUAAUUUAAGUCUGGAACACUGGCUCCUCAAUGAACUAGCAUCUCAGCUGGCUGGGGAAGGUCAACUAGUCACGUAUUCCCUGCCCUUUGAAUUCCGAGCCAUAGAAGCAAUUCUGCAGUACUGGAUCAGCAAACUGCAGGGAAGACUUAACACUUUGCAGCCUCAGAUCCUUGAGACGCUGGAAGCCCUAGUGGAUCCCAAGCUUUUAUCCGUGGAUAGGAGUAAACUACACAUUCUUCUGCAAAAUGGCAAGAGCUUGUCAGAACUGGAAACAGAUGUUAAAGUUUUCAAAGAAACAAUUCUGGAGAUCUUAGAUGAAGAAGAAGUAAUAGAAGAACUUUGUCUGUCUAAAUGGACUGAUCCACAAGUAUUUGAGGAGAGUACAUCUGGGAUUGACCAUGCAGAGGAAAUGGAGCUGCUGUUGGAGAAUUAUUACAGACAAGCAGAAGAUCUUUUAAAUGAAGCUCGUGAACUCAGAGUACUGAUUGACGACUCAGAAAGCAUCAUCUUUAUCAACCUGGACAGCCACCGUAAUGUGAUGAUGAGGCUGAACUUGCAGCUGACCAUGGGGACUUUCUCUGUCUCUCUCUUUGGACUCAUAGGAGUUGCAUUUGGUAUGAACUUGGAGUCAUCCCUUGAAGAGGACCCCAGGAUAUUUUGGUUGGUGACAGGGAUUAUGUUUCUGGGAAGUGGUCUGAUCUGGCGGCGCUUACUUUCCUUCCUUGGGCGGCACCUGGAUCCUCCGCUACCUCCUCAGGUUCCUGCAGCUUUGAAAAAAUCCCAACCAGCAGCUGGAAGAGUGGACAUGAAGACCAGUCUUAAAGGAGAAACAUUUGGGCUGAGCAGAAGCACAUUAACAAACCAGUAGGAACUGCAGGAAUGAAGAGACUUUUGUUGUUCCAGGGUGGACUUUGGACUCUUUCCUUGUAUUUGUUCUUCCUUACUGAAAACUGCAAGAAUUUCUAAACUUGCUAAUUUAAUAUAUAUUUUGUGCCAAAAACUUACAAUGAAAUUUUUAAUGCUCACGCACAUAAGGAGAGAAACACGAGGGCAAAUAGCAAAAUGCUUUCUAUAGUAGUUUCACCUCCACCCCAUGUAUGUGCCUUCAGUUUUCUGUAUCACAUACAUGUACUUACUUUUUGGGCAUUCUCAUUUGUAGUGUUUCUGUCAAAUGCUGCUUUGCUUAAUGGCUCUUCUUACAGAGAACAGAAUUUUUGGCUUAAAGAAGGAAGUAGUCAGGACUGAUAAAUAAUUCUGGUUCUGAACUGCAGAUUUAGGAAUCCGACUUCAAAGAAAAACCCAUCCUAAGAGUGACUUCUUGAAUGGAUUUUUAAGGCCAUAUUUAAUUGCAGAAAACAGGUUUUCCAAAGCAAAAAGCAUACCUGCAUCUCUUGUGAAGCAUGACUUCUAGAUUGGCAGCAGUGAGAAAAAAGGAGCAAUAAAAGGCUUUGAAAUGUAGCUGCUAAUCUUGUAUAUCCCUUAACAAUUAAUUUAGGCUCCAAACAGCAGUUCUAGGCACAGGGCAAGCGGGCCUAUGGAUAAUGCCCACUUGACUUUUCCAUCUGACACUGUUUCAAACACAUUGAUACAGCUGCAGUUUAACACAGUCCUUGUGUUGCCAUAAUUCAAAUUCUGGUAAAAAUCAUCAGACAGGUUGUUGGUUUUUCUUAAGGUGGGCUGUGCUUUCUCUCUUUCCUCCAAGACAAAGCAUGGACUAGUCUGCACCACAGUAAGUAGCCAGGUUAAAGGUGUGGAGGCCUGAUGUCCUGUGAUAGGCUGAAGGAAGGAGUAAAAGCCUUAUGGCAACUAUUUCUGUUUGUUCUUAGGACUUCUCUUUAAGGAUGUAGUUAUCCACUGGUUUCUCUCAGGUUGUAGAGGGAGCAUGAAAUAUGUCUAAAUCACGUCACACUCUGUCCAUUUCUUCUUUGGGAUUUUUUAAUCUAUCUGUAACACGGUAAGCAGCUCCUUAGGUGCUACCAUGUAAAUCAUUGUACUGGCAGGGUUGAAAAGACAGUAGCUGUAGCUGUGAACAUUCUUCUCAGGACUAAUGAGUAAAAGAUGGAAAUAAAAAGGUUCAUAAUUUAAAGUUGUCCAGGCCUGUGAUUCUGGUUUGGCUCAAGUCAGUUGUAUGUGGUUACUUUUCAACAGUUCUUCUGUACGUGACUUUUAAGUACAGAUCCUAAUGGCAUGGGAAGGUGAGAAGGAUAAUGGGGCUUGUAAUGCUUCUGAGUUUUUUAGCUGAUUUUUUUGCAGCCUUUAAGCUUAGCAGGUAAAGUAGUAAAAAAUCACUCAACUGAGCAGUCAAAUUGCAAAAAACAAUUACAUACCUUGGCUGAUAAACCCCAGGAAUCUCAGUGUGUAAAGGGAGAUAGAUACUGAUAUUUUCAAAUGAGCUGUAGUUUCUUUAGGCCAGAACUGAUAUUGGUGCAGCUGUUAGGGAAGCUUUCUCAUGAGCUUUUUUGCAGGGAGGCUUCUGUGAACUGCUUUUGACUCUUUACUUGUACGUAACUGACUCAAAUAACACAAUAAAAACAUAGAGCGAAAGACA
Molecule: messenger RNA, 3226 nt
Organism: Serinus canaria (Common canary)
Lineage: Eukaryota; Metazoa; Chordata; Aves; Passeriformes; Fringillidae
Gene: MRS2
Product: magnesium transporter MRS2
Exons: 11
Coding region: 215-1546 (443 amino acids)
Biological process (GO): mitochondrial magnesium ion transmembrane transport
Cellular component (GO): mitochondrial inner membrane
Molecular function (GO): magnesium ion transmembrane transporter activity
Source: RefSeq, a predicted model, not a curated record